AUGAGAAGUUUCUUGAGCACUUUUAAACGUGGAUACACCACUUUCUUUUAUGAAGACAAAAGUCGCAGAACUGACCAUGAGUUUUUUAUUGUAGCCCCUCAGCCUAAUAAGGAGUGGAAACCAAAGUCAAGCCAGAAAGCAAGCAUUAUUGGAGCACCUGCAAAAUCUGUUUCUCCGCCUGCUGAUCAUUCUGAGUAUUCAGAGACAGAUGUGGCUCAGUUGCAAGAUAAACUGUCUCAAUAA
Ilex paraguariensis (yerba mate) is the source of this 243-nucleotide messenger RNA. The record is from the annotation of a GenBank genome assembly. NCBI's taxonomy places the organism in Eukaryota, Viridiplantae, Streptophyta, Magnoliopsida, Aquifoliales, Aquifoliaceae.